This is a messenger RNA of Westerdykella ornata, 814 nucleotides long. RefSeq lists its product as uncharacterized. The record is from RefSeq and is a predicted model, not a curated record. Bases 63 to 782 code for a protein of 239 amino acids. NCBI's taxonomy places the organism in Eukaryota, Fungi, Ascomycota, Dothideomycetes, Pleosporales, Sporormiaceae. The transcript has a single exon.
AGAAGGGUGGGGGAGAGGUGGGUUGGAGGUUUGGGAUUGGGGAGAGUAGUUGAUGUUAAGGUAUGGCAGGUAUUUUUAGGGGGGGGAUGGCGGAAGAGUGUGGAUGGGAGAUGAGGCGGGGGGAUGGAAUUGACGAGAGGAAGAGCUCUAAAGCAGCCUUGGGGGAAAGCCGAAGCGGUUCGCACACGCCUUACACGUCACAAGCCUCUGGGAUCGCUCCUUUACGGAAUCCCUCCUUUACGGAAUCCCACCUUUACGACGCUCUGCUAGCAGCUCUUCGGCGAAGACGCUUGGUCACAGCCGGGAUAAAAUCGCGUCCCGGAAAACCUGCCCACACUGACACAUGCGUCCUUAUUUGUCUCUCCGUCUUCCCCCGACGGCCGGCGCACACUGCUCAUCUCCCACGAACUCGACCUCCCGUCGACCAUGCCCCCGCAUGGGACUCGAGAGCAACAACGCGCAAGUUCCCUGUUGUGCCUGGCGAUCGGCCAUGCUGGGUGCUCGCUCAGCUGCUGUGCCUGUUAGGAAGCCCGGUACCCGUCAGCUGGACCCUUCAAUGGAUGGACAGGUUCCUUAGGAGGCAUUCAUUUCUCCGAAGCGGGUGGUCGCCUUCACAGCUACGACAAUGUCGAACAUUCAGGGAUGGCUCGAAGGAGUCUCCACCGGACGCACUAUCAUCGAUCAUUUGCGCGUUUCGGCAUGAGGUGCUGCAUCAGGUGCGGCCUCCGUGGUGUGGACUGUUUUCUUGGCUGGAGCCGUUGAAGUAUGCUCGGCGGAUUUGAUUGCUUGGUUUGGUGCAGUUGGGCCAGUUGCU